Molecule: messenger RNA, 813 nt
Organism: Juglans regia (Persian walnut)
Lineage: Eukaryota; Viridiplantae; Streptophyta; Magnoliopsida; Fagales; Juglandaceae
Exons: 3
Coding region: 1-813 (270 amino acids)
Source: RefSeq, a predicted model, not a curated record
AUGGAUGUGCUGAGUAGAAUGUUGGAGGGGGUGGUGGACAGGGGCUUCAUCUCGAGCUUCUCGGUGGGCGGUUCCUCGCAUGGUAGCAUAUCAGUCACUCAUCUCCUUUUCGCCGAUGAUAUGUUGAUUUUCUGUGACCCAGAUCCCGACCAAAUUCGCUCCUUGAGAGCUCUCCUUUGUUUUGAAGCUGUCUCUGGUCUUAUUAUGAAUUUAUCACAGUCUGAAAUUGUUCCAGUUGGUUUGGUAAAUAAUUUAAGCGAAGUGGCGGCCAUCUUGGGCUGCAAGGUGUCAUCCUUGCCUAUGAAAUACCUAAGACUUCCUUUAGAGGCUCCUCAUAAAUCCAAGGCAAUGUGGGAUGGGAUUGUUGAGAAAAUCGAAUGCAAGCUGGCGGAUUUGAGGUGGGGAGGGAUUGCAUCAGAUAAGGAUGCUUCCGUGGCUGAUAAUAUGAGCACAUUUGCUGAUUCUCUUCAUUUGUCCGUGAAUUUUUCUAGAGUUGUACAUGAUUGGGAGGUGGACGACAUUGCUGAAUUUUACAAUGUUUUAUAUACGCUGAAAGUGCAAGGAAGGGAGGAUAGACUAUUAUGGACAUGUACAGGGAACAAGACAUUUUCAGUCCGCCUUUAUUACAAGAUAUUGACAGUUCACCCCUCCAAUGCCUUCCCUUGGUUGGAUUGGUUGGCAAAUGGGCUUCUCAAAGCUUUUAUUGGAGAAUUGAAGCGUUUAGAGCUACAGGUGGAUGAUAGAUUCCUUGUGCUGCAUAUUGCUGAGAAGAACAAGAGGGCAUUGAGCCAAAUAUCUCUUGGUGGGAAGUAG